UUUCCCGAAGUUGCGUGCAAUUAUGCCGAAUCUGGCCACGCUGUUGUAUAUAAUUAUCUGUAACCGUUACAACCUAGAAUUGCAAUCAAACUUUUAUUGCAAAUAUGAUCCAAACACUUAAAAUAUGCAAGAAAUAUACGAAAUAUAAAUUAUUUGAUGCAAAAGUGAUAUUACAAUGUCGAAAGAUAAACUGUCUCUUUUACUCGUCGUACGAUUCUGUACAUACGUGUAAAGAAAAGCCGCAAAAUCUUUACCGGCAUUUAUACUCGAAAAUUUUAGCAUGCGGACCAAUUACUAUCGCUGAUUAUAUGAGAGAAGUUUUAACUCAUCCAAGUGCAGGUUAUUAUAUGAACAAAGAUGUUUUUGGAAAAACAGGUGAUUUUACAACAUCUCCAGAAAUCACACAAUUAUUUGGAGAAAUGGUAGCAGUUUGGAUAAUACAUGAAAAGAUAAGAAUUUCAAAAUCUCCUUUUCAAAUUAUAGAAUUAGGUCCAGGUAGAGGAACGUUAAUAAAAGAUAUACUACGGGUAUUUAAACAAUUACGUGUCCUAAAUGAUCUGUCUGUUCAUUUGGUGGAGAUCAGUCCUGCUCUUUCCUUAAUUCAAGCAAAAAAUUUAUGUAAAAUAAUUAAAGAGCAUAACAUUGAAACAAAUGAAUCUGAAUCAAAUUCCAUUACUUAUUAUAGAGAAGGAAUUACAGAAGAUAAUGUGAAGAUAUAUUGGUAUCAUGAUAUCAAAGAUGUACCUAAAGAAUUCAGCAUAUUUGUAGCACAUGAAUUCUUUGAUGCAUUACCUAUACAUAAGUUUCAGAAAACUGACAAAGGAUGGAACGAAGUUCUGGUAGAUAUAAUUGAAGGAAGCAAUGAAGAAAAGUUUCGUUUUGUGUUAUCAAAUAAACCAACCCCUGCCACACUUUACAUACCUCGUGACGAAAAACGGGAUCAUGUUGAAGUGAGCCCGCAAAGUUUACUGACAGUGGAGUAUAUAGCUCAAUAUUUAACGGAAUGGGGUGGAUUUGCUUUAAUUUGCGACUAUGGUCAUAAUGGCGAUAAAAGUGAUACUUUUCGUGCAUUUUUCCAACACAAAAUACAUGAUCCAUUAUUACAUCCAGGCACUGCAGAUUUGACGGCAGACGUCGAUUUCAAAGCUAUAACGGAAGUCGCAAAGAAAGAUAAUAAAUUAAUAACAUUUGGGCCAGUAACUCAAGCAAGUUUUUUAAAAAACCUUGGAAUUGAUGUAAGAUUACAAAUACUAUUAAAACGUGCUUCAGAAGAAGAAAGGAAACAUUUGGAAUCUGAAUAUCAAAUGAUAAUGGAUGAAGAUAAGAUGGGAAGACGUUUUAAAGUUUUGUCAUUAUUUCCAUCUAUUUUGAAAUGUUAUUUUGAGAAACUUCCAGUGUCAGGAUUUUCUAAUAAAUAG
Molecule: messenger RNA, 1418 nt
Organism: Colletes gigas
Lineage: Eukaryota; Metazoa; Arthropoda; Insecta; Hymenoptera; Colletidae
Product: protein arginine methyltransferase NDUFAF7, mitochondrial
Exons: 5
Coding region: 105-1418 (437 amino acids)
Biological process (GO): mitochondrial respiratory chain complex I assembly
Cellular component (GO): mitochondrion
Molecular function (GO): protein-arginine omega-N symmetric methyltransferase activity
Source: RefSeq, a predicted model, not a curated record